CACGCGUGUCUCUCCCUCCCUCCCUCCCUCCCCUCUGUCUCCCCGAUGUGGUGGCACGGCCUCCUCCAAUGGCGCGCACAUCUCUCGCUUCCUGCUGAUGUGGUUGGGCAUGGUGGGUGCCUCCAGUGGGGCUCGCGCUGCGGCGGCGGCGCCCAGCCAUGGGGCUAGGGUUUCGCAGGGUGGCGACGACGACAUCCGGCCGUGGGGCUUGUGGAGCGCGCAUAGUGCGAGGGCACACGAGGGUCUAUAUGGAGGAUUUGGAUCCCAAGCCGGCACUGCUGUACACGGAGAUGGAGUGGUGUGAGGGCGCGAUGGAGGACGCGGCGGGCUUCAGGUGCGGCCACUUGCUCACCGCCAUCGCUUCAGUGGGUUUUUUGAGAAGCUGUAAUGGUGGUGGCUCCCAUAUGCACCGUGUUGCUGGCGAUAAAGGCAUUGACAGUUUGCAGAAGCAUAGUGUCAAUGAUAGCAGAAUCCUGGUGGCCACAAUACCAUCACAUCGACUCAUCCUGUCUCUUCUAAUCAUCAGCACAUCCUUCGUUGGAUCCCAGCCAAGAAUGGUGUCUGCACAACAAAAGAGAUCUAUAGGUACCUGGCAGAACAGAACACUGUCCAACUACAUCAGCAAGGAUCCCGUAGCAUUCUUCCACAAGUCAACCAGAUCCUUAAUCGAGCAUGGAAGACCAAGCAUCUGCCGCCACUUAUUAAGACAUUUACAUGGAGACUCAUUCGACGAGCCCUAUCCACUGCCGACAGAACAGCCAGGUUCUCAAACCAUAUUGAUGAACAUUGUGCCACUUGUGCUGCAAUAGAGGAUGAUGCCCACCUCUUCUUCCACUGCCAGCUCCCACGUGCGGUAUGGUUAUCCUUUUCCCCGUCUAUUCAUACUGAUACUCUCCCUCAAGAAUCUGAUGGGGUCCAAACUAUUCUGCAAACAUUGAUAAACAAUGCUACCUCUGAUAUUCUUUUCUGCAAAAUCCUAACUAUAUUGUGGUAUAUCUGGAAAGCAAGAAAUGAUAAACUUUUCCACCACAAAGCAUGGACACCCCUGUAGGUACACAACGCUGCGGCUGCUCACCUAAACACCCACAAUCAAGCAAUCCUACCGGCGGCUAAAAAUACAGAUUUAGGACCUAAUAUGCACACCGCGAUCACUACUGCAACGGUCCAACCUCCAAGGCCUUCAACUACAGGUGCGCAAAAUUUUAUGCAACAGGCAACCAUGAUGAAUAGGUACACAAUUGUAGCACCACCUUUACUCCAAGGAACCAGGUGUUACGUCGAUGCCUCAACUUGGUCGGAUCAGCCCAACAAUCAAACUAGGAUAGCGGGUCUUGGUGUCUUCAUACUCAAUCUGCAGGUCCAACCGACCCAAGCAAUCUACAUCAAGGCGAGACUGCUUGCAUGCACUUCAGUGCUCAUGGCGGAGGCGGCAAGUCUGGCGCUUGCCAUCAAGAUUAUACAUAAUCUGAACAUCACAGAAUGCAACUUCCUAUCUGAUUGUCAGCAACUGGUGAACUUUAUAAAUUCCGCUAACCACUCGGAUCCACCUGAUUGGAGAAUUAAACCUUUCACCCAGGCUUAUCUUAACCUCACCAAUACCAUAUCAGCUCGUCUCAUCAAGAUCAAUCGAAAUAACAACACCACAACAGAUGCCUUAGCACGCCAGGCUCGUAGCUCACAGGGAUCUUCUUUACAAACAAUGUGUUCCCAUCAGCAUGGCUAUGACCAUUGCUCUGUUUCUCAAGUUCUACAAUUUGUAGACUUGCACGAUGUAACACUAAUUGUAGACUUGCACGAUGUAACACUUCUUGCAGCACGCUGCUGCUAAUAAUAAAGUUGUUGGCUGUCAAAAAAAAA
This is a messenger RNA of Sorghum bicolor (sorghum), 1857 nucleotides long. RefSeq lists its product as uncharacterized. The coding region runs from base 159 to 809 and encodes 216 amino acids. The record is from RefSeq and is a predicted model, not a curated record. The transcript is spliced from 3 exons. Lineage: Eukaryota; Viridiplantae; Streptophyta; Magnoliopsida; Poales; Poaceae.